This is a messenger RNA of Pyrus x bretschneideri (Chinese white pear), 1476 nucleotides long. Its product is annotated as homeobox-leucine zipper protein HAT5. The transcript is spliced from 3 exons. Gene Ontology annotation, biological process: positive regulation of DNA-templated transcription. The record is from RefSeq and is a predicted model, not a curated record. Gene Ontology annotation, molecular function: sequence-specific DNA binding; DNA-binding transcription factor activity, RNA polymerase II-specific. NCBI's taxonomy places the organism in Eukaryota, Viridiplantae, Streptophyta, Magnoliopsida, Rosales, Rosaceae. The coding region runs from base 314 to 1303 and encodes 329 amino acids. Gene Ontology annotation, cellular component: nucleus.
UCUCUCUCUCUCUUCCCACUCCGAAGUUCUAAAAUUUCUGGCUUUCACAAGUUCCCAACCAUAGAAAAAGCAGAAACUUGCAGCAGCAGAAACAACUCUUUCUUCUUCUGCAAAACAACCCCAUGAUUUUACCAUUUUUCUCUCUCACCCCAAGCUCUUUACUCUCACAAGGGUGAUGGGUGUGAGCUCCACUUUCUCUCACACUUUCCACAUUGCAGUAAUCCUCACAUUAAACCCACCACUCUUAAGCCCCUGAUAAUUCGAUUAAUUACACACACAGCAUUGGAAUUUUGUAAACUGAUUGCAUUAAUAUAUGACGAGUGGGAAACUCUACGGUUCUUCUUCUGCGGACAUGAAAGUAACUUUUCGAAACGAAAAGCGUCCUCGCUCUUCUGACGUUCUCGAGUCUCUCUGGAUUCCCAAUCCUUCCUCUUCUUUUUAUGGCUCAAAUUCAAUGGUUAAUUUUGAAAAUGUAAGUGGAGGGGAUUCAUUGGAUAGGCCUUUCUUCCAACCUAAAGAAGAAAAUGAGGAUGAGGAUUAUGACGGUAGCUACCUUCAUCAGCCCGGAAAGAAAAGGCGGCUCACGGCGAAUCAAGUUCAGUUUCUGGAGAAGAAUUUUGAGUCAGAAAACAAGCUUGAACCGGAGAGGAAGGUGCAACUUGCUAAAGAACUUGGCUUGCAGCCUCGCCAGGUCGCAAUCUGGUUUCAAAACCGGCGGGUGCGGUAUAAGAACAAGCAGUUGGAAAAGGACUAUGAUUCAUUGAAAGCUAGCUAUGAUAAGCUCAAGGUUGAUGCUGAUAAUCUCCUCAAGGAGAAUGAAAGUUUGAAGAAUGAGAUUGAUUCGAUCAAGGAUAUUUUGCUUUCGAGAGAGAAAGGAAACCCAGGAAAGGGAGAUUCGGAUUCACAGGAUGCGAUUAAUACAUCGGAUUUGGAGCCUCGGAAUGCAAUUCUGAAUGCAGGUUCAGAAAAUGUGACCAAAGUGGCAAUGGUGGUGUGCAAGCAAGAGGAUGCAAGUUCUGCAAAGAGCGAUGUCUUUGACUCGGACAGCCCGCACUGCACUGAAAAUCAUUCGUCGUUGUUAGAGCCGGCGGAUUCCUCCCAUGUGUUUGAACCAGCUGAUCAAUCAGAUUUCUCGCAGGAUGAAGAUGAUCUGGGAAAGACCCUUCUGCCCCCACCACCACCACAGUUGUUAAAGCUUGAAGAUUGCUGCUAUGAUUAUAUACCCCCUCCAAGCUCUAGUAAUUUUGGGUACAUCCCUUUGGACGAUCAGGAUCAGCAACCCUAUUGUUUCUGGCCUUAUUGAGAGAGAGAGAGAGAGAGAUCACGUUUCACAGCAGACUGCCGCUUCAUUUCUUUGCACUAUCUAAUUAGUUGCCAGUUGUAAUUAUAGUUAAAACAAUAAAUGAAUCCAAUCAUUAUGCCACUAAUUAUGUUUAUGCUUACGGGUUUAUGAUACAACAUGGUUUUUCAUUCAAA